CCCAUCGAUAUCACGGAAAAUCUUUUCUUCGCUAUUUUCGGCCAGAAGGACUCGGACGACUUCAUGGUAUCGUUAAAACGAAAGAUGCAACCGAGCUGGACAAUAUAUUUAUUUAAGGUAUCUUUCUCUCUGUACAUGUUGGUUAGCGUCAUAGUACUCAUCAAUCUGUUGAUCGCGAUGAUGUCCGACACGUACCAAAAUAUUCAAUCUCAGAGCGACAUCGAGUGGAAGUACGGGCUCAGCAAACUCAUUCGCAAGAUGCAAAAAACACAAACUGCGCCUUCACCUCUAAACCUCGUUACGUCCUGGAUCGCGUAUCUUGGAAAACCAUGCAAAAUACGAAACGAGGGACGUAAACCGGGAGUGAUGCGCCUAUUUACAGGACGUUCGUUUAUUCAGGACAAUGGAAUAUCACCUCAACAAUGCGACGCCAUUCAUUUUCCAUUACUUCGUACGAGUCCAUUGGAAAGUCAAUUAUCUUUAAAGGAUUCGACGAGAAUUGAAAAUAUUGUCGACUGGGAUAUCGUGAGACGAAAAUAUAGGGUACGAUUUGGAAGUGAGAUCGAAAAGCCUCCUUCAGAAGAUGCGUCUACCGCCGAUGGAAACGCUUAAACAAUUUUAUAUAAACUUU
This is a messenger RNA of Hylaeus volcanicus, 631 nucleotides long. RefSeq names its product transient receptor potential cation channel subfamily M member 2-like. Gene Ontology annotation, molecular function: calcium channel activity. The transcript is spliced from 4 exons. Gene Ontology annotation, cellular component: glycosylphosphatidylinositol-N-acetylglucosaminyltransferase (GPI-GnT) complex; membrane. Gene Ontology annotation, biological process: GPI anchor biosynthetic process; calcium ion transmembrane transport. The coding region runs from base 64 to 612 and encodes 182 amino acids. Lineage: Eukaryota; Metazoa; Arthropoda; Insecta; Hymenoptera; Colletidae. The record is from RefSeq and is a predicted model, not a curated record.